Messenger RNA from Drosophila willistoni, 1669 nucleotides. It is a transcript of the gene Cyp4d2, whose product is annotated as cytochrome P450 4d2. The transcript is spliced from 5 exons. Lineage: Eukaryota; Metazoa; Arthropoda; Insecta; Diptera; Drosophilidae. Gene Ontology annotation, molecular function: heme binding; iron ion binding; oxidoreductase activity, acting on paired donors, with incorporation or reduction of molecular oxygen. Bases 79 to 1593 code for a protein of 504 amino acids. The record is from RefSeq and is a predicted model, not a curated record.
UGUGUCUGGCUUUAUCUCAGUUCGCUUGUGUCGCAUUGUUUGAGUGGACGUAAACAAAAGAAAAGAAAGUAAUACAAAAUGUUGUCGCUGGCUCUUUUUCUGGUGGUUAGCGCCAUCGCCACCCUCUUCCUUUGGGACUACUUGACGCGGAAACGACGUAAUGACAUGCUCCAUUAUAUGCCGGGUCCACCGGCUCUGCCACUGCUCGGCAAUGUCCUGAUGUAUCGCGGUCUGAAAGCUGAACAGCUCAUGGAUUUCAUCCAGAAGAAUCGGGAUCUUUAUGGGACAAUGUAUCGAGUUUGGGUACUCAAACAGUUGGCUGUAUUCUCAACGGAUCCGCGAGACAUUGAGAUCAUAUUGAGCAGUCCACAGCAUAUUACCAAGAACAAUCUGUACGAGCUACUGCAUUGUUGGCUCGGCACCGGCCUCUUGAUGAGCACGGGCAAGAAAUGGCACACUCGUCGCAAGAUCAUUACGCCCGCAUUCCAUUUCAAGAUAUUGGAGCAAUUUGUGGAGAUAUUCGAUCAACAGAGUUCGAUAUUGGUCGAACAGUUGAGGAAACAUGCCGAUGGCGAAACGCCAAUCAAUGUCUUCCCAUUCAUUUGUCUCGAGGCCCUGGACAUAAUAGCGGAAACGUCAAUGGGUACCCGCAUCAAUGCCCAAAUGAAUCCUAAUUUGCCCUAUGUCCAAGCGGUGACUGAUGUCACCAAUAUAAUGAUAACCCGAUUUAUAAACGCUUGGCAGCGCAUCGAAUGGUUAUAUCGUCUUGUCAAGCCGUCGAUGGCCAAGAAACAGGAUUUGGCCAUCCAGACGUUGCACAAAUUCACCGACGAUAUCAUUCAAAAGCGUCGUCAGGCGUUAAUCAAUGGACCCGAAACCAAAACCCAGGAAACCAAUGCCGAUGAUGUUGGUCAGAAGCAGCGGAUGGCCCUGCUGGACGUACUGCUCCAGGCCACCGUCAAUGGCCAGCCAUUGUCCAAUGAGGACAUUAGAGAAGAGGUCGAUACAUUUAUGUUUGAGGGUCAUGAUACAACCACCAGUGCCAUUUCAUUUUGUCUCUAUGAGAUUUCUCGGGACGCCAGGGUUCAGAAAUUGCUACUCGAAGAGAUCCAGGAUAAACUUUCGCCCGGCAAACCCACAACUCAACGAGAUUUGGGUGAACUAAAGUACUUGGAAUGCGUGAUCAAGGAAUCACUGCGCAUGCAUCCGCCAGUGCCAAUGAUAGGCCGUUGGUUCCACGAAGAUGUGGAAAUACGCGGUAAGCGUAUUCCAGCUGGCACCAAUUUCACCGUUGGCAUCUAUUUCUUGAUGCGGGAUCCCUUAUACUUUGAUUCGCCAAAUGAAUUCCGGCCGGAGCGGUUUCUCAAUGAUCAAACCACAAAUCCCUAUGCCUAUAUACCAUUCUCGGCGGGUCCCCGCAACUGCAUUGGCCAAAAGUUUGCCGUUUUAGAGAUGAAGAGCACCAUAAGCAAACUCUUGCAGCACUACGAGCUGUUGCCCCUGGGUCCAGAUCCACUUCCCUUAAUGAAUAUUGUAUUGCGCUCAGUGAAUGGUGUACAUUUGGGCCUCCGACCGAGAAAGAUCGCGAUGUAGGAAAACAAAGUCAUAUAAAGCCAUUGCAAUAAAUCGAAAUGCUCUUUGUGUUUGAAUGACACGAGAUAACGUUGAA